AUGGAAAGCCCGCACAUAAACUUCCCUCUAGGUCUAGUUUCAGACCAAAAAAGGAGUGGGAUCCAAGAGGAUGGGAGUCCUCCGUUAAAAAAGGCAAUGACAGAAAUGCAUGUAAAUAGCAAAGUACGAGUUGUAAUAAAUAAAUUGCCAACAAUAAAGAAGGAAAACUUGGACGAAUAUGACGAAACUCCUGUGGAGGCUGAUGGGGAAACCGCCAAGCCAAACAGUGCUUCACUAUCUGAACCUUUGAAUUUAAAUCCAGGUUUGAAACACACGUUGGCACAGUUCCACUUGAGCAGCCAGAGUUCGCUGGGUGGACCGGCAGCUUUUUCAGCUCGUUAUUCCCAGGAAAGUAUGUCACCCACUGUCUUCUUGCCUCUUCCGUCGCCGCAAAUUCUUUCUGGUCCGCUGCUCAUUCCUCCGGACAGCUCCACAGAACUCACCCAGACUAUACUGGAGGGGGAAUCUAUCUCUUGUUUUAAAGUCGGAGGGGAAAAAAGACUUUGCUUGCCUCAAGUGCUGAAUUCCGUUCUCCGAGACUUUUCAUUGCAACAGAUCAAUACGGUGUGUGAUGAACUGUAUAUAUACUGCUCCAGGUGCACUUCCGACCAGCUUCAUAUUCUGAAGGUUUUGGGAAUUCUUCCAUUUAAUGCUCCGUCCUGUGGGCUAAUUACGCUGACUGAUGCUCAGAGACUAUGCAAUGCUUUACUACGUCCUCGCACUUUUCCGCAAAAUGGCGGGUUUCUCCCUGGUAAGAACACCUUGGCCCAACUGAAGGAGACUGGCAGUGCCUUUGAAGUAGAGCAUGAAUGCCUGGGCAAGUGCCAGGGGUUGUUUGCACCUCAGUUCUACCUUGCGCCGGAUGACCCGUGUAUCCAGUGUUUGGAGUGCUACGGGAUGUUCUCCCCCCAGACCUUUGUGAUGCAUUCACACAGAUCCCCAGACAAGAGGACCUGCCACUGGGGAUUUGAAUCGGCCAAGUGGCACUGCUACCUGCAUAUUAACCAAAAAUACUUAGGAACGUCGGAGGAGCGGGAACUGAAGCAUCUCUUGGAGGAAAUGAAGGAGAAAUUUAGCGAGAAAAAUCAGAAAAGAACUCGGUCCAAAGCAGAUUCACAGCAGAGCCUGGAAUUAUCGCAGUGGUAUCCAGUUAUAAAGCAAGAAGCAGAAGCUGAUCCUCAACCACCCUCCUUUUUCCAUCCCAGUUACUACCUUUACAUGUGUGAUAAAGUGGUUGCCCCAAAUGUAUCUCUUGCAUCACAAUAUAAGGAUGUUGCAAAAACAACAGUCAAAGUUUCAGAAGUAAAUAAAUCCUCAGCUGGACAGUCAGAGAAGAAGCUCAGUAGUGGAAAGCACAAAAAAGCUGCCUCCUAUCCAGAGCUUUCUCUUGAAGAACAGGAAAAAAUUGACUUGAAAACUGGUGUGGAGCAGCAUAAACGUUUAGAUCCACCUGUAUCAGCUCGUUCCGCAAGAGGUGGAAAAUUUGAACGUGUUUCUUCCAAAAUCACUAGAGACUCUAGCCGUGUUGAAGUAGGUAAUGAUGUGCGAACCUUGUCCCCCACACUCAUGAAGGACAUCAGUUGUGAAGAUGACAAGGGAAGGAUCAUGGAAGAAGUAAUGAAAACCUAUAUCAAACAGCAAGAAAAACUAAAUACUAUUUUGCGGAGGAAACAGCAGCUUCAAAUGGAAGUGGAAAUGUUAAGCAACUCUAAAGCUAUGAAGGAGCUAACUGAAGAGCAGCAGAAUUUACAAAAAGAACUUGAAUGUUUGCAAACAGAGCAUGCUCAAAGAAUGGAAGAAUUUUAUUUUGAGCAGAGAGACUUGGAGAAGAAACUGGACCAAGUGAUGAAGCAAAAGUGUAGCUGUGACUCCAAUUUAGAAAAGGACAAAGAAGCUGAAUAUGCAGCACAGCUAGCAGAAUUGAGACAGAGAUUGGAUCAUGCAGAGGCAGAUAGACAGGAGCUUCAAGAUGAGCUGAGACAAGAACGAGAGGCAAGGGAAAAGUUAGAGAUGAUGAUAAAGGAACUGAAGCUACAGAUCUUGAAAUCUUCGAAAAAUGGAAAAGGAAAGUAGAAAUUGGAAGAGGAAGCAUGACUGCGUCCUUCAAACAGGGUGUUUUGGUUUUUAAUGAAUUGUGAGCAGUUUCUCUGUGAUAAGAAGAAAGUGUUCUCUAUGGAUUUCUAUUUCCCAGACAAGGCCAGAUGAAGAUAUACACAUAUAUAAAUACAUAGAGAUAGAUAGGUAUACAUUUUUAGAUUUUCCUAACCAAUGAAAAUCUGCAUUUAUUUGUACUGGUGUUUUUCUCAAACGAUGAAAAAUAUGAAACUCUUGAUUUAGAGUGAA
Pelecanus crispus (Dalmatian pelican) is the source of this 2343-nucleotide messenger RNA. RefSeq names its product SKI like proto-oncogene (gene SKIL). The record is from RefSeq and is a predicted model, not a curated record. Gene Ontology annotation, cellular component: cytoplasm; nucleus; transcription regulator complex. Gene Ontology annotation, biological process: negative regulation of BMP signaling pathway; negative regulation of transcription by RNA polymerase II; negative regulation of transforming growth factor beta receptor signaling pathway. Gene Ontology annotation, molecular function: DNA-binding transcription factor activity, RNA polymerase II-specific; RNA polymerase II cis-regulatory region sequence-specific DNA binding; SMAD binding. NCBI's taxonomy places the organism in Eukaryota, Metazoa, Chordata, Aves, Pelecaniformes, Pelecanidae.